This is a messenger RNA of Felis catus (domestic cat), 3331 nucleotides long. Its product is annotated as translation initiation factor IF-2-like. Lineage: Eukaryota; Metazoa; Chordata; Mammalia; Carnivora; Felidae. The record is from RefSeq and is a predicted model, not a curated record. The transcript has 5 exons. Bases 1 to 945 code for a protein of 314 amino acids.
AUGAAAACGGCAGGUAUCCCGGAGGUUUGUGGUGAGAUCUUCAGGCAGGAGAGAUAUAAGAUACGUGAAUUAGACGAAGGCAAACCUGUCCUGACUGCUUUGCGGUCUACUGCAACUGCAAAUCCUCCCUUCUCCUGGAGACCUCAGACUGAACACCGAAACGGGGUCGGGUUCCCCCGCAUACUCCCCACCCCCGCGGGCUGCGCACCUUCCCGGGUCCUCAAGGUCAAAGGAAACUGGACACCUACGUCCUCGAGCUCCGGGUCUGCGUUUGAAGCCAGCAGUAGCGGCCGGGCCCAAAGGCGGCGUGCCUCGGCGCGCCGAGUGCCCACGACCCCGCAACCCCCGGGUCCACGGGGCGUCCUGAGGCUGGCCGGGCCGGGGCAGGCAGGACGCGGCAGACUCACGCGGAGUCCUGGCAGGAGCGCAGGCUGGGCAGAGGCGUUCGCCGCGCCCCUACUUCACGAGUGCGCACCAGGAAGCAACAGAGUGGGCGCCAGGCGGGGCCACAGCACGCCCGACAGGGGCGCAGUUACCUGCAAGUCAAGGCAGCUCCUCCCCCCGUCGAUCCCUCCCCGCGGCCUUGCGGACUGGGCCUCCAGGCCCCGCCCUGCCUUGCCCCGCCCCUUCCGUCAGCGCCGCCGCGGCGAGAGCGGGCCGGGCGGGGCGAACGGGAGCGGCGGCGGCGGCGCAGCGACCCCUGCUGGAGGUCGCUCUUCGGCGGACUGCGCGGAGAACAGGCCGGGCAGAGUGAAGCCGAGGAGGCAGCGCCGCGUGUUUAUUUUCACGUGGCCCGAAAAGAGAGCUUAUCUUAAUGUAGUGUCUUUGGAUUUUCUGCGGUCACAAACCCCUUUGAACAUCUUUGAGAGCUAUAACGUUGUCUCCAGAAAAAUAUACUGCCAAGAAAAAGAGGGUAACGCUCCGACCUCCAGCAGACUGAACUAACACAAAAGUCACUGGCAUGCAGGGCAAGCAUACAAAUGGAGGCACAUUCCAAGCGUCUAAGUAUUUAAAAACUAUAAAUCAAGCUAACAACUGGGAACGGAUCCUCUUCAUGCAGCGGUCAAGUGAGAAACUGGAGAGUUUCUUGGAAAAUACUCCCAUCUUCCACCUUCCUUUGAGCCUCCUGCUCUGGUAAAAUGUCAUGCAAGGAAGGGACGGGGUCUUUGUUUUGACUGGCUAAAGUGGUCUCCUGCUAGGAGCUGAGGGCAAGAAUAUAAGAUUACUUACCAAGAUAUCUUCCUGGGAGCCCUCUGGUAUUAUGAUCACCUAACCCUUCUGUAAAUUGCCUUUAAUUCUCUCUGCCAAUAGAACUUUCCCAAUAAGCCAGGGCAAGUGUGAAGGAUAAAGUUGUAAAAACAAAUGCAAAACCUAUUUUCUAGCCUCUACUUGCUUUGAGGAUCCAGAUUUACUUUUUCUUUUAUUUUUUUCUUUUGUUUUUAAUUUUCCUUAUUAUUCUUUCUUACAAACCCUUGUGUCCAGGGCUGACUUUCAAUAGAUCACAGCGAGGGAGCUGCUCUGCUAUGUAGGAAACCCCUUCUGCCCAGAAGCAGGUCUUCUAUGCAUGGUUUAGCACCAGGCUCCCCACAAACCCCCUGUUGCCUGGCAGGUGAGGGGGUGGCCCCCUUCCAGCUGCUCCCCUUUCCCGGGUGGAGGGGCUCUCUGCAUUGAUCGCGAUGGGGCACACCCGGGAGGGACGGCUGGGCACCCGCUAUCCCUGGCCAACAGAAGUCCCCCAGCGCUGCGGGUUAUCAAUUCUGCUUGGGCCGGAUUCUGACUUAGAGGCGUGGAAUCACAAUCCCACAGAUGGUAGCUUUGCCCCAGACGAUCCGGAUUUAAAUGAUAGUAAUAAAUUCUUUACCUAUUGAAAACAAUAACAAAAUAUUUUUAACCUUCUCUAUCUUUGUGCUUCCAAUCCUUUUGAGUUUGAAUUCUCUCUACAAACUCAUGAUUGCUUACACCAGUGUCUGAGUACCCUGUAAUUCUUAUAUCUCUGGGUGUAGGUGUUACAGAAGAGUGAUGUCCACCCCCACACCCCUCCCCCCCAAAAAAAGAAAGAAAAGCGAUGUCCAAUAUGGUGGCCACUAGUAAGCGGCUACUGAGAACUUGAAAUGUGACUGAUCUGACUUGAGAUGUAUUCUAAGUGUAAAAUACACAGUGCAUCUCAAAAAUGUAGUACGUGUGGUAGAUUCUAAGAUAGCUCUCAAUAACCCUUGCUUCGCACCUGUAUGGAAUCCUCUCUUCUUUGAAUGUGGGAAGGGCCUGUAUCUUCCUUCUAACAGAAUAUGGCAAAAGUGAUGGGAUGUCACUUCCACAGUUAUGUUACAUAGAUUGUAAUUUCCAUCUUGCUAGCAGACAAUUUCUGUUAACUCUCCUUUGCUGGCUCUGGUGAAGUAACCCCCCCUUUGGAGAGACCUGUCUGGCGAGGAACUCAGGAAAACCUCCAGCUGGCAGCCAGCAGCAAGAUGAGCCCCUGAGUCUGGUAGCCCACAAGGAACUAAAUCCUGCCAAUAAUUGUGUGAGCCCGGAAGUGGAUACAUCCCCAUUCAAGCCUCACAUGAGACCCCAGUCCUGGCUGACAUCUGGAUUGCAGUGUCAUAAGAGAUCUUAAAGCAGAGGACCCACUAAGUUAGGCACAGAUUUUCUGACCUACAGAAAUUAUGAGAUAAUGUGUUCGGGUAAACUGCUAAGUUUGUAGUAAUUUAUUGUACUACAGUAGAUAACUAAUACAGAACCAAAACGAAGAAUGUCAACUAUCUCAUUGUUAAUUGUUUAACAUUGAUUACAGGUUGAAAUGAGAGUGUUUUGGAAUAUAUUGGGCCAAAUAGAAUAUUUUACCAAAAUUUUAGCUUUUUUUUUUUUUUUUUUUUUUUUUUUUUACUUUUUUAAUGUGGGUACUAGAAAAUCUAAAUACGUGGCUUGCAUUAUAUUUACACUGGACGGCACUGGCAUAGAACUCCAAGGAGACAAGAACUUCCUGUAGUUUAUGCAGCCCAGCAUCCUGGAGGGAGUUGGUUGUUACAUCCUUAGCAUCACCCUGUCACUUCCUGGGGCAUGCUACUGAAACAGAAAAUAGUCUGUCACUUCUGGAAAAGAUUGAUUCACCCUUUUUGAAGAUGGGGGAAGCUGUUGUAUAAUUUUUGCCCAGAGGUGAAAUCUGCUUAGUCUUCUUACUUUUGGAUGCUGCCUUCAGGGUUUAAUUUGUUUCAAAUUAAGAGCAGGUGGCAGAUGCAAUUAAAGGGAAGAAAACAAUUGCAAAUUAAGCACGAUUUUUAAAACUUAUUUGCAAUGGCAGCAACACAUUCAGGGAAUAAAUGCUAAUUAUUUUGAA